Molecule: messenger RNA, 426 nt
Organism: Cheilinus undulatus (humphead wrasse)
Lineage: Eukaryota; Metazoa; Chordata; Actinopteri; Labriformes; Labridae
Gene: ghrh
Product: growth hormone releasing hormone
Exons: 5
Coding region: 1-426 (141 amino acids)
Biological process (GO): positive regulation of multicellular organism growth; positive regulation of growth hormone secretion; growth hormone secretion
Cellular component (GO): terminal bouton; perikaryon; extracellular region
Molecular function (GO): peptide hormone receptor binding; growth hormone-releasing hormone activity; neuropeptide hormone activity
Source: RefSeq, a predicted model, not a curated record
AUGGAAAAAGCUGCACUGCUGUGUUUUUGUUGCCUGGUCAUGACUGUAUCAGGCUCAUCGCUUUACCCAUCUAUCAGGUUUGGCCAGACUGACACUUCCAUCCUGAUGACUUCAUCGAUAAAAAGUCCAGUGGAGCAGCUGGAGGAAGACACAAGCUCUCCCAGGGAGGGAGCAGAGUUACGGUCAGGACGCCACGCUGAUGCCAUCUUUACAAACAGUUACAGAAAAGUCCUAGGCCAAAUCUCAGCCAGGAAGUUCCUCCAGACAAUCAUGGGUAAACGGCUGGGAGAUGAAAGUGAGAGUUAUGUGAAGCGUCAGUCAGAUAUCUAUGAAGGGACCUAUAAAGAAGACCUUACAUCCAUUCAGAGCAAGCACAGAUACACAGGAGUCCAUGGGCAUGUCAUGAGGCCCAGACUGCUGAGCUGA